Prunus armeniaca (apricot) is the source of this 915-nucleotide messenger RNA. NCBI's taxonomy places the organism in Eukaryota, Viridiplantae, Streptophyta, Magnoliopsida, Rosales, Rosaceae. The record is from the annotation of a GenBank genome assembly.
AUGGUCGCAACCGGUCACUUGGGUCUGGAACUGAAGAUGAUAAGCACAGCUUCAAAUCGACCAGUUGCACUACUUCUGAAGAACGCGACAAUGAUUCUUGUUGUAUGUGUGCCAACUAAGUUGCAGGAUGUUUUAUCUUAUCCAAAAUGGGUGGAUGCAAUGAAUGUUGAGAUGGAAACCUUGAACAAGAAUGCCACUUGGGAGUUAGUUCCUUUACUGAAAGGAAAGAAAUAUAAGGCUGACGGUUUCAUUGACCGUUACAAGGUGAGAUUGGUAGCGAAGGGCUAUACACAGACAUAUGGAAUGGAUUACAUGGAGACCUUUGCUCCAGUAGCAAGGCUCAAUACUAUGCAUGAAGAAAUAUACAUGGAUCCUUCUGGUAUCCAUGUGACCUCCAAGGAGGAUGUGGUGUGUAAACUACAGAAAUCCUUGUAUGGAUUAAAGCAGUCUCCAAUAGCAUGGUUUGGGAGGUUUGCUGCAUCUAUGAAGAAGUUUGGAGAUGAUCAGGCAGAAAUGAAAAAUCUUCAUAAGUAUUUGGCUUUCGAGUUUGAGAUGAAAUCAUUAGGUGACUUGAAAUACUUUCUUGGGAUUGAAGUUGCCAGUUCUAAGCAUGGGAGUCAGUUUAUGCAUUCUCCUAAUGAAGAUCAUAUGGGAGCUGUGAUGCGUAUUUUAAGAUAUCUAAAACGUUCUACGUCUGGAUAUUUCAUGUUUGUUGGUGGUAAUCUUGUUACUUGGAAAAGUAAGAAACAAAAGGUGGUGUCUCGAUCUAGUGCCGAGGUCGAGUAUUGUGGGAUGGCUCAAAGUGGUUUUGGGCCACAGAAACCCAUGGAUUUAUAUUGUGACAGUAAGGCUACAACUGCGAUUGCUCAUAACCCUAUGCAACAUGAUUGUACAAAGCAUGUGGAGGUUGAUUGA